AUGCCACUACCAGAAGAAAACAACAUUGGAUUGACGGAAAACAUGUUGAUAUCUGAAGAGUUGGAGUACGACAAGGAAUCAUUUAAGGCAGAGCAUGAAACAUUGGCAACUCAAUUGACAGACGAACAGAAGAAAACAUUUGGUGCAAAGACAGUAGUAUUGAGCGGUGAUUUUAGACAGUUUCUUCCAGUUAUUCCAAAAGCGACGAGACCAAUGGUUCUGGGAGCCACUAUUAACUCUUCAGACCUCUGGAGGAAUUGCAAGGUAUUGAGGCUGACGAAGAACCUGAGACUACAGAGCUUAGCUUCAAACGAAGAUAGACAAACGGUUGAUUGGUUCUCAAGAUGGAUUGCAGACAUCAAAGAUGGGAUUGCAGGGUUUGUAAACAAUGGUUUGUUUCAGAUCGAUAUUCCACCAAGGUUUAUGUUGAAGAGUGGACCUGAUCCAAUUGCAACUGUAGUUGAAAGCAUGUUCCCAACCGCAAAGUAUGGAAUGCUUGAAGAGUCGCACCUAGAAGGACGAACUAUCCUCUCACCGACUUUAGAUGUUGUUGAUCAAAUUAAUCAGUAUAUGUGUGACAUGAACACUGCAGAAGGUCGGACGUAUUUAAGUUGUGACUCUUUGUGUGAGGAAGAAUUUGAUGGUGAUAAUCUAUCACAAUUCACAAGUACACACUCCUGA
Molecule: messenger RNA, 681 nt
Organism: Ipomoea nil (Japanese morning glory)
Lineage: Eukaryota; Viridiplantae; Streptophyta; Magnoliopsida; Solanales; Convolvulaceae
Exons: 2
Coding region: 1-681 (226 amino acids)
Biological process (GO): DNA repair; telomere maintenance
Molecular function (GO): DNA helicase activity
Source: RefSeq, a predicted model, not a curated record